This is a messenger RNA of Perkinsus marinus ATCC 50983, 456 nucleotides long. RefSeq lists its product as hypothetical. The transcript is spliced from 4 exons. NCBI's taxonomy places the organism in Eukaryota, Perkinsozoa, Perkinsida, Perkinsidae. The coding region runs from base 1 to 456 and encodes 151 amino acids. Gene Ontology annotation, molecular function: metal ion binding; RNA binding. The record is from RefSeq and is a predicted model, not a curated record.
AUGACUGAGGAGGGGUCAUGGGAAGAGCCCGACACCGACGUGGCAGAGGAUGGUAGUAUGCCUGAUGUCAGCAUGUUUUGUAAGUUGCCGCCCAUAGACUCUACUGAAUUCGAUUUCGAGGAGGACCUCCGGGCGAUUGACGAGGUGAAGGGCGAGGCUAUGCUGAAGGAAGUCGGCAGCUUAGGUUCUUUGGAGUCCAGGCCGGGGACGAGAGGCAGGUACUUCAGCGUGUGCAAACAUUGGCUGAAGACUUUGUGUAUGAAGGGGGACAAAUGUGAUUUCCUGCAUCAAUACGAUGUCAACCGAAUGCCGGAGUGUGUAGCCUGGGUCAAGCAUGGUCGGUGCACUGAGAAGGACUGUGAACUUCGCCAUGACAUAGAUACUGUGGAGUGCCAGAAGUAUAAGUACGGAUUCUGCCGUCUAGGGAACAUGUGUCGACUCCGGCAUGAGAAGUAG